GACCUGUUGGCUUGAACCCAAUAAUAGAAUCUGUCAAAUUUCGCAAAAAAAAACCAAAACAGAUUGCACAGCUUUGCUCAAUGCGUCUGAAGUGAUUACAAGUCUUUUUCAACUCAUCAAACGAUGGCAGCGGGUGCUCAAGCUAGUCGCGGCUUAACUGCCCUUUUCAAACGAGGAUGGAACGAGAUUCCUGAAGUAAUUGGUUCAUCUGCGAUGGGUCUUAUUGGCAUUGGUUUGACUUUUAUUGGAGCGGUAGGCUAUUACAGGAAGGACGGCGAUAACCGGCGUUAUAAGCUAGAUUAUGUCGUAAUGCGUCCCGAUGAUCCACGAGUGGCAAAGAUUCGUAAAGAUUGAAUGACUGCGGUUAUGCGCACGAUUGUAGGCAAAUAAUACAAAUUGAAAACGGAAAA
This is a messenger RNA of Topomyia yanbarensis, 410 nucleotides long. RefSeq lists its product as uncharacterized. The transcript has 2 exons. The record is from RefSeq and is a predicted model, not a curated record. NCBI's taxonomy places the organism in Eukaryota, Metazoa, Arthropoda, Insecta, Diptera, Culicidae. The coding region runs from base 124 to 354 and encodes 76 amino acids.